Messenger RNA from Lasiosphaeria miniovina, 603 nucleotides. Its product is annotated as P-loop containing nucleoside triphosphate hydrolase protein. The transcript has 3 exons. Lineage: Eukaryota; Fungi; Ascomycota; Sordariomycetes; Sordariales; Lasiosphaeriaceae. Gene Ontology annotation, biological process: establishment or maintenance of cell polarity; endocytosis; Cdc42 protein signal transduction. Gene Ontology annotation, molecular function: protein kinase binding; GTPase activity; GTP binding. The record is from RefSeq and is a predicted model, not a curated record. Bases 1 to 603 code for a protein of 200 amino acids.
AUGGUUGUUGGUUCCGGAAAUACCCUGAAGACAGAGACGCUCAUGGCAUACACGAAGAACAAGUUCCCCGACGUAUUCGUGCCCCCCGUGUUCGACAACUACGCGAUCACGGUGAUGAUUGACAACGAGUACUGGAUCCUCGGGCUCUUCGACAGCAGUGGGCAGGAGGACUACGACCGCCUGCGACCGCUCUCGUACCCGCAGACAGACGUGUUCCUCGUGUUCGCGCGCAUCGGCAGCCCAAUCAGCUACGAGGACGUCCGAGAGAAGUGGGUGCCCGAGAUCAGACACCAUUGCCCGGGCGUGCCCUUCCUGAUCGUCGGCAUCGGGAGCCACGACGACGACGAGCUGUUGGAGAAACGCAAAGGAGCAAGAGAGCCAUCCAGGCGCGAGGAUUACACGCGGAUGGGCAAAAACCUGGCCAGCCAGCUUGGCGCGGUCAAGUACGUCGAGUGCAACAUCUUCACGCAACAGGGCCUGAAAGAGGUCUUUGACGAAGCAAUCAUUGCGGCCCUUGAACCCCCAGUAUCUAAAAGACGCAAGAGACGGUCUUGGAGGCCCGGGUUCUUGAAAGCCCUGAGGGAGACCAAUGAGGAGGAUUGA